AUGCUUUUGCUUUCGGGCAACGCCAUAGCAUAUCUGCCUAGAGAAUACCCUGGCACUCCGAUAGGAACCACGCUCGAUCCGAAAUCCGUGCGGGAUUUCAAAGGUUUGACUCUCAAAGCUGCCGCCAACAUGACCGAUCAACGCAUUAGGUUGGGACUCACCCCCAAGUCGGUGAGGGCCGAUUAUAAGCAGCUUGGUCGCGACGAGACUUUUUAUAUCUACGAAGUGGACGAAGAUGACGCCAAGUUCACAAAGGCGUUUAUCAAAUAUGUUGCAAAGUCUCCGUUGAAAGACUUCUAUGAGGUCGACCACAAGGCAACAGACGUGGCCAAGAAAAUCCCGAUACGUUGGAAAAGUAUCAAGAGGUGGACAAAGAUCAUCCCGGGACAGGACAUCGAUGAAGUGACCGAGAACAAUGAAUUCAAAGAGCAGCCGAGAAGAUUUGCAAGGAUUAAGGCCUGCCAAAACCCGAAAACAGAUUUAGCCCAGCCCGGCCCGCCAACCCAUGGGCUCUUGGCGGGGGCCCGUAGUGGCCUACGGGUUUUCUUGGCGGGUAAAUGGGGGCCCGCGGGCUGGCGGGCUCAACCCGAAUUGGGUAGCCCGCCGGUUUUCGUAGUCCCAGGGCUUAUCCCUGAAGCCCAGAGCUCCACAAUUGAUCCACUUCGCUCCACUUCGUAG
Molecule: messenger RNA, 678 nt
Organism: Pyricularia pennisetigena
Lineage: Eukaryota; Fungi; Ascomycota; Sordariomycetes; Magnaporthales; Pyriculariaceae
Exons: 1
Coding region: 1-678 (225 amino acids)
Source: RefSeq, a predicted model, not a curated record